UCGCCCUGCUGGCCAGCCCCUCCCCUGAUGGGGGUUAUGGGAAGCUGGGGGAGGGGACGCCUGGGCCCUUUGUUCUGGCUCGCCUGAUGGCUGGACGCCCCUGCCCCCCAGCUUGUGGUUCUGUGGGUCUUUCCUGGUCUCCUCCUCAGUUUCUGCCCUGAGUCUCUCCCCCUCUUUCUGGGUCUCUGUCCCCUUCUUUCUAGGUCUCUGUGGUCCUCUCUUUGGGUCUCUCUUUCUCUCUCUCCCGGCCUCUGUGCCCUUCUGUCCGAGUCCCUAUCUCUCUUUCUGGGUCUCUAUAUCCUUGUCUCUCUGGUCUCUGUCCGGUUCUCUCUGGAUCUUGGUUUCCUUCUUUCUAGAUCUCCUGUCAGCCUUACUUGGGCUUGUCCCCUCUUCCUUCUUUUCUAGCAGCUGCUACUCACAUCUUAGCACCUGUUCCUGGGUUGGGACUCGGAUGGUUACACUCACACCCUCCUUCUCUGCAAACUAGCUCCUGACUUCCAUCUUCUCCCAAACCAGGAACCCAUACCCAAAGGUUUAGCCCUCAUGGGCCCUAGGCAUUGCUCUGGGUAUUCACAACUCGUCAAGAUCCAAUUCUUUUACAAACUCAGAGAACACUCGCACCCUAAGCUUUUCCAGAAAUCCAGCUCCUUUCUCCUCCAGAACCCAGCAGUCGGGACCCCUAGCCCUCAAGAUUCAGGUUCCUCCAGGGGGGCUGGGGGAAGCUUGCUGAGCUCUGUGUUCCUCCAGGCCCAGAUGGGGGAACCCCGGGUUGGGGCCCCCCUGGACGAUGGCAGCGGCUGGACAGGCAGUGAGGAAGGCAGUGAGGAGGGUACCGGAGGCAGCGAGGGGGCUGGAGGAGAUGGGGGCCCGGAUGCAGAAGGUGUCUGGAGCCCAGACAUUGAGCAGAGCUUCCAGGAGGCCCUGGCCAUCUACCCACCCUGUGGCCGCCGGAAAAUCAUCCUGUCCGAUGAAGGCAAGAUGUAUGGUCGGAAUGAACUGAUUGCCCGCUACAUCAAGCUGAGAACAGGGAAGACCCGAACUCGCAAACAGGUCUCUAGUCACAUCCAGGUUUUGACCCGAAGGAAAUCAAGGGAAAUCCAGUCCAAGCUGAAGGCUCUGAAUGUGGACCAGGUGUCCAAGGACAAGGCUUUCCAGACCAUGGCUACCAUGUCCUCGGCGCAGCUCAUCUCUGCACCUUCCCUGCAGGCCAAACUGGGUCCUGCCGGUCCUCAGGCCUCUGAACUUUUCCAGUUUUGGUCAGGAGGCUCUGGACCUCCCUGGAAUGUUCCAGACGUGAAGCCAUUUUCACAGACACCAUUUUCCUUGUCACUGACUCCCCCAGCCAAUGACCUCCCAGGGUACGAGCCCCCCCAAGCUCUCUCACCCCUGCCCCCACCUGCCCCAUCACCACCAGCCUGGCAGGCUCGGGCCCUGGGUACUGCCCGGUUGCAGCUGGUGGAGUUCUCGGCCUUUGUGGAACCACCGGAUGCGGUUGACUCUUAUCAGAGGCACCUGUUCGUACACAUCAGCCAGCACUGCCCCAGCCCCGGAGCACCACCGCUGGAGAGUGUGGACGUCCGGCAGAUCUAUGACAAAUUCCCGGAGAAAAAGGGUGGUCUGCGAGAGCUGUAUGAUCGUGGACCGCCACACGCCUUUUUCCUGGUCAAGUUCUGGGCGGACCUGAACUGGGGCCCAAGCGGUGAAGAGGCAGGGGCUGGUGGUGGCAGCAGCAGCGGUGGCUUCUACGGAGUGAGCAGCCAGUAUGAGAGUCUGGAGCACAUGACCCUCACCUGUUCCUCCAAGGUCUGCUCCUUUGGCAAGCAGGUGGUGGAGAAGGUGGAGACGGAGCGGGCCCAGCUGGAGGACGGGAGAUUCGUGUACCGCCUACUGCGCUCGCCCAUGUGCGAGUACCUGGUGAAUUUCUUGCACAAGUUGCGGCAGCUGCCUGAGCGAUACAUGAUGAACAGCGUCCUUGAGAACUUCACCAUCCUCCAGGUGGUGACAAACAGAGACACCCAGGAAUUGCUGCUGUGCACCGCCUAUGUCUUCGAGGUCUCCACCAGUGAGCGUGGAGCCCAGCACCACAUAUACCGCCUGGUCAGGGACUGAAGGGGUACCCCCAAACUGGCUUGCCCCCGGAACACUCUCCUCCCAGGAAGGACCCUCCAGCUCUCCUCAUGCUACUUAUUUAGGGAAGAGGCUGUGAUUUAAAGGGGCUGACCUCAGAGGCCUAAGCAAUAGGGGACCCCAAAACUUGGUUGGUGAGCUGAACAGGCUGGGACUGAGGAAAGAACAGACUCUGAUAGUGGGCCCUCACAGGGGGUGUCUGAAAGGACAGAUCACUCCGGAGCAUCAGGGAUUGAGGACAGGAGUGAGACAACUUCCAGGUACACUUCUCAGCCUCUGACAAGGCCCCCUCCCCGCCUUCUGGAUGUUUCUGAGGGCCUUAGUUACACAGUGGCUUGUCUCCCUUCCUGUUUUCCAGCUGCCUCUCCCCCUAAAUUUCUGCCUCUCCCUACCAUCCCUUGUAUCACAAAGAUUAACCCUUUUGUGUAGGAGCAGAGCCAGGUGGGCCCUGGAAAUAUUUUUAAUAUAAUGAGAUAUUUAUAAGGGUUAUGACUUUAUCUCAGCUGCACAAGCAAUGGGGUGAGGCUUUGUAAUCUCAUCCCCCUCCUCAGUGAGCCAUGAGCUAGACUGUUUCCUUCCCCCAACCCCGAAGUGUGUUGGUUUGUGUUCUGACAGAGGAUAAAGCUAUUUUACCAAAA
Molecule: messenger RNA, 2765 nt
Organism: Microcebus murinus (gray mouse lemur)
Lineage: Eukaryota; Metazoa; Chordata; Mammalia; Primates; Cheirogaleidae
Source: RefSeq, a predicted model, not a curated record